UUUCCGCAUCGUCUCUGCAAUUUCGCUCGUCAAAGUCAGCCACACGGCGCAGGAGUCACCUGGCCGGCCGAUGACUCCGAUCGAACAGACGAUGUAGCCGACGCCAUUGGCCACGUGCAGGAAUUUCAAAUAUGCGCCGCCAUCCCGAUUCCUCUAAACACUGACACUUGCAUGUCGCCUGAAACAGACAAGGGUCGAAUCUCCACUACAGAAGGCUUCAUUCUCGGGGGGAUAGCAGCAUGCAUAGCAGUACCAAUUCACUUUUUAUAAAUCUGACUAUAAAAGUCACCAUUCCCAAUUCUAGGUCACCAUCUCCAAUCCCGCAGAGGUCGUAAAAACGCGUCUACAGCUACAGGGUGAAUUGGCCAAGGGGGGUGCGCCAAAGGUGUAUAACCACGCUCUUGAUGCAUUGGCGAAAACAUGGAAAAAUGAGGGAUUGAGAGGAGUGCAGCGAGGUCUUGGGGCAGCUUACAUGUAUCAAAUCCUGUUAAAUGGAUCCCGUUUAGGAUUUUACGAACCUUUCCGUCGUAACAUCAACCUCAUAUUUGGAAGGCCUGUAGAGGAACAGAUACCCUUUACCUCCGUCCUGGCAGGAGCAACAAGUGGUGCAGUUGGAGCAUCUCUCGGUAACCCACUGUUUCUGAUAAAAGCCAGGAUGCAGGCAUACUCUCCCGCGUUGCCCGUUGGAACACAACAUUACUAUAAAAGCCCAUUCGACGCGUUCUCCACCAUAUUUCGUGCAGAAGGUCCACGCGGACUGGUGCGAGGGAUAGACGCAGCGAUUCUACGGACAUCUAUGGGCUCGUCAGUUCAAUUACCCAGUUACAAUUUCACGAAGACGCAGUUGGCGAAACAUGGCAUCCUGCCCGAGGGUAGCACCUGGACUUUCUUAGCCAGCAGUACGGUCUCGGGGGCGUGUGUGUGUCUUGCUAUGCAACCUGCCGAUACUGCGUUGACGAGAAUGUACAACCAACCAACCACUCGCACCCCAGAUGGAAAGUUAGUCGGAGCUCUUUACAGAAAUCCCAUCGAUUGCCUUUGGAAAACGUUCAAAGCAGAAGGCAUACGAGGAUGGUAUAAAGGAUCUACCGCCCACUUCAUGAGGAUAGCACCGCACACGAUUGUGACAUUGACCGCCAACGACCUCAUUAUUAAUAUCUACAAGAAGGUUCGCCGUAAGGAAAACGAUAGCUGAGUUGGUGCAUUCCCCUGCUACUCAAUUCUAGAUGAGACGCGUCUAUCUAUCACACCGCUAAAUUAGACUUAUACAUACAAGUAAUGAACGGUUGAAGGAGCGAGGGCAACGUUGAAAUCUAUCGGUGAAACUUGGUAUCUAUAAUGUAGAGUGGCCAUACCGUGGGCUCUCGACUGGAAGUGUCAGGGUAUUACCUUAGCUGGGCCGUUCCGUGUUCAUUGA
Messenger RNA from Marasmius oreades (fairy-ring Marasmius), 1417 nucleotides. RefSeq lists its product as uncharacterized. The transcript is spliced from 10 exons. The coding region runs from base 473 to 1195 and encodes 240 amino acids. Lineage: Eukaryota; Fungi; Basidiomycota; Agaricomycetes; Agaricales; Marasmiaceae. The record is from RefSeq and is a predicted model, not a curated record.